Pisolithus orientalis is the source of this 1620-nucleotide messenger RNA. RefSeq lists its product as uncharacterized. The transcript is spliced from 3 exons. Gene Ontology annotation, biological process: maturation of SSU-rRNA from tricistronic rRNA transcript (SSU-rRNA, 5.8S rRNA, LSU-rRNA). Gene Ontology annotation, cellular component: small-subunit processome; nucleolus. The record is from RefSeq and is a predicted model, not a curated record. NCBI's taxonomy places the organism in Eukaryota, Fungi, Basidiomycota, Agaricomycetes, Boletales, Pisolithaceae. The coding region runs from base 475 to 1575 and encodes 366 amino acids.
ACCGCCAUAUUGGGUGGGAGUUUCAAGAAGUCGAAAUUACGUGUCAGUAGCAUCCGAACGCGUGUUUCUUUUGUUUCCCCAUACUACAUACGACGGCGACCACAAAAUCGUCGAUAUCUCAUACAUACGGUGAGUAUAUCGCAGCCACUAUCUAAAUGAACUGUACUUUGGAAGAUGAAACGCACUGGGCUCUGACAGUUUGUUGAUGUCACUGCAUUACGCUCCUACGAGAGCGGCGGCCUAGAAAACCGUUAACUGACUCGUUCUCUUAAACCCCUCGCUGCAUUGCUUAGCACAGCUAACAUCGCAAUUAUUAUCCUACUUAUUGCAGUGCGAACGUCUCCAGAUACCGUGCCCUUGUAGGCUGUCCUGCCUGAGCGUGGGAAGUCAAAUCCACUGCAAAAUUUUGUGAUUGUGGCGAUACAGAUACAGACACUUCACGGCUCCAUAAUCAGUACCUGGAGUAGCUCCGAUAUGGCUGAUAUCCAACAUGUUUGCUCGGCUUUGGACGAGAUGACUACCAGUAUGGCGUCGGUCAGGGAGCUUAUGCAGUCCCUCAGAGACAAACAAGCUUCUUCAGAUGCAGUGAAUACGGCAAAUGGCAUAUCUUUGCUAUCUUGGAAGCAUCAUCUGAUGUUGUCAUAUAUACAAUCCCUCGUUCUUUUGUGUGCUCGUCGAGCCGUAGGGGAUUCCAUGGAAGACAGGACACCACCGUCCAACCCUUUUAGUACCACUGACCGCAGUUCGCGCGGAUCUGGCAUUGGCGAUCUGGUGGACUCCAUGAUCGAAGGGCGUGUGGUCUUGGAAAAGAUUAAAGUUAUGGAGAGCAGGAUGAGGUAUCAAAUUGAAAAACUUGUCCGCCUCGCGGAAGAAUCUUCGAAAGCCGUUACCGAAGAUCCUUUGGCGUUUCGGCCGAAUCCCCAGAAUUUUGUGAACAACGAACAAUCAGAUGGAGAAUCAGGAGAAGACGCCGACGAAAAAUCACGAGAGGAUGGUAUAUACCGUCCUCCCAAAUUGGUGCCAAUGCCUUACGUCGAAACCUCCUCGGACAAGCGUUCUAAACGACAACCGAUCCCAAAAACGUUAUCAUCUCUUAUACACCAGGACCCCUCGCGCCCUCAUAUGGAGUCCACAUCUGGCUUGGGUUUCACACCAGCUCUAGCCUCGGACCGGGCACGCGAAAUUCAACGAAUGACAGAAUUUGAAGAGGAUAACUUCACCCGUUUAAUGAUGAAGAAAAAAGAUGCACGUCGGCGAAAGCGCGACGAGGAAGACCUGGCGCUGGGUGGAUCCGGCACGAGCAGGGGGAGGCGUCGUGGUCGCGGCCUCGAGGAUGAAUUUGGGGAUAUCCUGCACUCUGUUAGUCGAACCAAAACCGGAUCCGUAGGCGACGGAUACGAGGAACUAAGACAGAGAGGGAAGAAAUCCGACGCACUCGCCCGCUCAAGAAUGAGGACGCGGGAUGAUGUCGAGAGCGAUGGCGAGCACGUUCCGCAAGCAAAGAGGACGAGGUUUGAGAGGGAGAGACGAACUCUCAACAAGAAGAUACGAGCUAAAUCUAAACAAAGGUCGUGAUUGGCUACGUAGUAGUAUUAUCGCAUCGCGUCGUGCCACUGCCAG